CAAAACAUCAAAUGGCAUUUUAGCCCACCUACCGCACCAUGGUAUGGUGGAUGGUGGGAGAGAAUGGUCCGUAGCAUCAAAGAAGCUUUACGAAAGUGCUUGGGAAGGGCUUGCGUGACGUACGAAGAAAUGCUCACGUUAUUGUGCGAAGCUGAAAGUGUUAUCAAUGGGAGACCACUCACCUAUCUUUCAGAUGAUCCAAAUGAAAUGACACCAAUAACACCAGCUCAUUUCAUACAAGACAUAAGAGGAUCAGAAACGCAUGACAUAGACAUUGUCACCUCCAAGCAUUUACUGAAAAGAGUAAGGUAUCUACAAAGUUUACGUGAAAAUUUACGAAAACGCUUCCAGAAGGAAUAUUUAGGUGAACUUGUACGAAACCCAAAAUCUAGGUCAAAGCAGAAGGAAAUUUCUGUAGGAGAAAUAGUUCUUAUUGGAUGCGAGGGCACGAAGAGACUGAACUGGCCAUUGGGUUGUGUUGUUGAACUGUUUCCUGGCAAGGACGCAAUACGAAGAGUAGCGAAGUUACGAGUUGCUAAUGGCUACCUCGUGAGACCAUUGCAGAGACUGUAUCCACUCGAAAUGUCUGUCAGUGAGUUUCCAUCUGACACAACAGCAAAUGAAAAGGAUAAACAGGUCGAUGUCGACUCUGGUGAUUUAAAGUCUUCAGCAACUCCUAUCCCAAGACCUCUCAAUCCUAAUGCUGAGACUUUCAUUCCUAUGACAGAGGUUUCCCAACCUGUGAAACUGACUCGUAGAGGUCGAAAAAUAGUUCCACGCCAACGUUUGGACUUGUAGACGGCAUAUAUUUUAAGCUAGGACUUUAAAAUACUUGUUUUUCAUAGUGU
Molecule: messenger RNA, 848 nt
Organism: Parasteatoda tepidariorum (common house spider)
Lineage: Eukaryota; Metazoa; Arthropoda; Arachnida; Araneae; Theridiidae
Source: RefSeq, a predicted model, not a curated record